This is a messenger RNA of Torulaspora delbrueckii, 795 nucleotides long. RefSeq names its product 1-(5-phosphoribosyl)-5- ((5-phosphoribosylamino)methylideneamino)imidazole-4-carboxamide isomerase HIS6 (gene HIS6). Bases 1 to 795 code for a protein of 264 amino acids. Gene Ontology annotation, biological process: L-histidine biosynthetic process; L-tryptophan biosynthetic process. Lineage: Eukaryota; Fungi; Ascomycota; Saccharomycetes; Saccharomycetales; Saccharomycetaceae. Gene Ontology annotation, molecular function: 1-(5-phosphoribosyl)-5-[(5-phosphoribosylamino)methylideneamino]imidazole-4-carboxamide isomerase activity. The transcript has a single exon. The record is from RefSeq and is a predicted model, not a curated record. Gene Ontology annotation, cellular component: cytoplasm.
AUGACGAGGUUUGUAGGAUGUAUUGACCUGCACAACGGUCAAGUGAAACAGAUCGUCGGUGGAACGCUCACAGAUAAAGCAGAUGACACUCCAAGAACAAAUUUCGUCUCACAACACUCUUCCUCCCACUAUGCACAAUUGUACCACGAUAACAAAGUCACUGGGUGUCAUGUCAUCAAAUUGGGUCCCAACAAUGAUGAUGCAGCUUUACAGGCUUUGAAACAGGCCCCUAAUUUUUUACAAGUGGGCGGCGGAAUCAACGAUACCAACUGUCUUCAAUGGUUGGAAUACGCCAGUAAAAUAAUCGUUACUAGUUGGCUAUUUGACAAGCGAGGUGUUUUCCAACUCGAUAACCUUGUUAAACUCGCGCAAAUGUGUGGUAAAGAUCGUAUUGUCAUUGAUUUGAGUUGUCGAAAGAAAAUCGACGAACAGGGAACUCGGUGGAUCGUAGCAAUGAACAGAUGGCAAACGCUGACAGAUCUUGAAUUGAAUGAAGAGACGUUUAAAUCACUUUGCGAAUACUCCAAUGAAUUUCUCAUUCAUGCCGCUGACGUAGAGGGAUUAUGUCGUGGGAUCGACGAAGAACUAGUAACAAAACUUUACGAAUGGACAAAGAAUCUACCCUCACAAAUCAAGAUAGUCUAUGCCGGUGGUGCCAAGAGUGCCUCUGACCUCGAUUUAGUUGACAAAUUGAGUCAUGGGAAAGUAGACCUCACCUAUGGCAGUGCCCUUGACAUUUUUGGCGGCUCGUUGGUCAAAUUUAAUGAUUGUUGUAAUUGGAACGAAUCUCAUUAG